GCCCCCACCACUUCCAGACGAAAAUUCUUUUGUCACUAUUUGGUAUUGGUAGCCAUAUUCGUACAAGGUGGAGCUCGAGCAGACAGAAGAAAGUUGGUGUGACAAGUAGUGAUACGGUGUUUACCUCGUCAUUAGUUGAUGUUUUAUGAAGGAAAUGCCUAGUUGUAACUGACGUAGUAAUGUUAAAGAAAUCUGGGAACAAAUGUCGCAAACCUGAGAUAUCUUUCCUUCUAUUCUAAACAAGAUUACCGUAAAUGUAAGUGUUGAUGGGCCACACAGUAAAUAACGCAGGCUUCGUACAAGGCUACGAUGCCAAGUGGACGUGCGUGAUCAGUGCGUGCUGGGCGAGGGGGGUGUAGCGAGAUGCCGCUCCCUCCCCCUCCACCGCCGGGGCCCCCGGGCCUGCCGCUCGGGCCUGUCCCCAGCUCCGACGGCGAUGGCAGGGGCAUGCUGCUGCAGUCCAUACGGCAGGGCAAGCCGCUCAAGAAGGUGUCCACCAACGACCGCAGUGCCCCUGCCGUGUCAGGCGGGGCGAGCAGUGCGCCCACGACGCUGGGCAAGAGCGCGUCGCCGUUCGGGACUGUGAGGGUCGCCGGGGGCGGAGGCGGCAGCAGCAACGGCCUGGGUGGGCUGUUCUCUGGCGGGAUGCCCAAGCUGAAGCCGACGGGCCGCGACAUCGGUGCCGUCGCUGCGCCUUGCUCCAGAGAGGAUUGGUCGUCGCACUCGAGGCCCGCGCAGAGUACAUCAUCAUCAUCACCUCUUCAAAACUCGAACAGGCGCCCAACAGCGGCAGACAUAAAGAACAGGGGCCCGCCUCCACAGCCGCCUCCCGCUGCUCAGAAGCCAACCAUGCCACUGAGUUCGUCAGAUUCCGUGCACGCUGGCAUGAGCAACAACAGUGGCAUGUCUAGUCGGCAGCCGCCCAGUUUACCGAGCAAGCCUCCGGCAGGAGGCUACGGGAAACCGAACCUCGCGCCUAAGCCCCCGAGCACUUUGUCGAAGCCGUCGCCACCGCCCAAGAAAGUGAUGAUGAACGGUGGCGUGGGCCGGCCCAUGGUGACCAGGGCUCAGAGCAUGCGAGUGCCUCGAUCGCCGCCUGUCGCCCCGUCGACGGAGCCACCCUUCCCUCCUUCGAGCAAGGAGUUCGGCAGCUACAGGGGGACGGGCCUGCCAUCUUUCCAUCAGUCCCAGGACUCCCUGCACCAUCAGCGCUCGCACCUGCACCCCAACCCCCCUCCGCCCCCUCGCACAGCCACCCUUCCUUCCAACCUGAACCAUCACGGCAUGAAGCAGCCCGCGCCGCCUCCCCCGCUGCUGAUGCGGCCGGGCAUCAGGCCGCCCGUCACUCGUCCCCCGCCCCCGCCCUCCCGGCUCGGGUCCAACAUCCUCCCGCCGGUGUGCCCGCCCCCUCCGCCGCCCACCACCGCUCCCCCUCCUCCCCCGUACCGCACAGCCCCCGCCUCUCACGUGCCGCCGCCACAGCCGCCGCAGACCAGGCUGGCCCCUGCCGUUCCGAGCUUGGCACCGCCUCCUCCGCCAGUACGCAACACUUCCAUUAGAAACGGCGUGUCUCCGGGAUCCACGGACAUUGAACAGCGCUUCGCUAGUAUGUUCCAUUUGGUGCACGAGUUCCCCCCACCUCAGCCCUUCCUCAGAGUCGCCAAGAUGUACAACAGCCAUAAUGUGAAACAGCAGGCACCCAUGGUUGCCAAGCAACAAGCCCCACAGCCUCCAAUGUUACAACUGAGUAACAAGAUGUGGGAAAAUGACUCCUCCAAUUGCUAGCAAAAAACAUUGGUUCGUGCGUGUUGGCCCAAUGUGAUUAUCGUUAAUCCUUUUGAUAUGUUCAGUGAAGUUUCCUGGACGUAACAUUGUACAUAUUGUGAUAAUUAAUGUCUCGUAGAGCAUAGACCUUAUGUCAGCUGACAUUAUUUUCACUCCCAUGUAGGAUUUUGGCUAUAGUCAUUAAAGAAAAAGUAAACAGCUAUGUGAGCAUGGGCGAAGUAACUUAUAACGUUAUAGCUAAUGAGUGGUAUUGUUUGAAAAUGGAAAGCUUUGUUGGUACAAUGGGUGUUGAUAUGCUGUGUAAGGUAUGAACAGCUGUGCUCAUUCGAAAAUAAUCACAAUCAGUGAUGUUUAAAGAGUAGUCCAUCGAGAGGUUUUGCAAAUACUGUUGUAAAUGUGGCAGCUGGUCUGUCUGUAAAGCUAUUCUACAGAAAUUUUUUUCAACCCAUUAAAUUUUGGAUAAGUAAGGACAAAGUAACAUGAAAUUCGGUCCAUUUCACUUAAAAUGUGAAAUUUUUUGAAAAGCAUCUUUAUCUGUUUUUGAGUCAUAGCAUCAGUUUUUUUCAUAGGUAAAUGCAUCAAGCAAGCUGCUACUGUAUUACAUGGUGUAGAUUGAUCGUUCUAUCUUUACACUUCAUUGCAACUAUCGGGUGUCGCCAUUUCCCGUAGGUGGUGCUGCAAGCGAGAAAACAACAAAGCAUGUGCAUGCAAUUAUCUAAUAUGUUUGAGUUAUUCUAUUGUGACCUGUAACCAACACACUACAACACUUACAGUUGAUACUAUUAAAAUUUAUAACUGGGACAUUCUUUUAUGUUCAUAUUCUACCGUGUUUUUUCACAUAAUCGUCACACAUUUUGUACUAAAAUUAAGUUUGAAAAGUAGGGGUGCAAUUUUUAUGCGAAAAACAUUUUUUGUUAGGUAAAGUUAUUCACAAAGACAAAACCUAUUCAUUGAAAUUACAUUUAUUUAAAAAUUAAGAGUAUACAAAAGCACGCCAAACAAUUUAAAUUAAUGUCAUACAGCAAAAACCUUUUUUCAACUUAAAAUAGAAAAAUAAAAUUUGUGACCCGAAUGCGAGCCUGAACUAAUGCAUAAAUAUUGUUGUACACUCACCACGAAAGAGUGCGGGCUAUCAAAUGUAGUAAACUCGGCACUCAACAGAGAGUGCGCGUUGCACGUAAUCUGCAAGCUAUCAAUAUCGAUAUUCGACUAUGUGUGCACGCUCUAUGCGGGAAUCAACUUAACCAAACAUGAAUGAUGCCAACUAGCGCUAGCUACAUUUUAUAAGCGGUGCAUCGCAGCGAUGCAGACGAACCGAUAAAGGUUAUAACAUUAAUAAACGUCUUUAAAAUAUUAAACCUGAGCAGAGCUAUUGGAAGAAGAUUUUACCUGCAUGCACUGUCCUACUACCAUAUUCUGGAAAUGCAGCAAAGCCAGUGUUACUACAGCUUACAACUUCUAAGUGAACCCACACUCUGAUUGUUUCAUUUGGGAUACUGUCUGAGUGAUUGUUACUGUGACCUGAUAAAAGGAACACACGGGUAUGAAUUGUGGCCAAGUGCUUAUCUUACUGCCUCUUUUGUGGGACUUACAAACUGAGCAUUAAAUUUUUACUUUUGCAUUGAAAGUUUUAAAAAAUUCUAAUUUUUACCCCAACAGUGCAAACUUCGGACACCUCAAAGACACAUGUUGAUGACCUCUUGAACUACCCUAAAGCUUUAAAAUAUUUUAAGUGUUACAAAGGAAAUAGUAAAGAAAAUUUCAUGAUACAUUUCUGAUUGCCAUUAGAAAUUUUUCUUUCCGCUCGAAAAUUUACCAAACCAACAAAGCCAGUCAAGCGCAGACCUUGUAAAAAGUUUUAAUUUUCCAUGCAGGAGACUUGCAAACAUGAAUUUUCCUGAAUUUUUGUAAUUCUGUCUAAAAGAGAAAUUCUUACUGUGUAGUAAUUUAAUAACAAUAUUUUUGUUAUUAUUGAACUCUACUUUUAAAUAUAUAUUAUUGUAAAACUAAAGAAUUUGGUGGUACAUUGCUACAUAAAAGGUAGACGAAGAUAGGUUUUCUUUUGGAAUUUUCCAUUAAUUUCUCUAUUUUGUACAUGCGUCAGAACAGUAUCGGUAUUACUCCCUAAGUCUGUUUGAAUCAAAUAAAUGUUAAUGUAAUUUUAAUUACGGUUUUGCCAAUAAAUCUAUGAACAACUUGACUUACCUUAAAGCUGGUUCUCAAAUUUAAAUUUAUUUCAAGCACAUGGGUUUGACUCUGUAGUUUGGCUUCAGUGUCAUAGAAAGAGAUAGCUUAUCAAUUAUAACCACAAAUUAUUAGUCAACAAUUGAUAACUUAAAUGCAUUUUAUUAGCAGUGGCGUGGUUUGUAUGCUUUCUAACUUACAGGAUAGGAUCAGUGAGAGGUUGUGAAGUAAACUCUGUUGUUGAUGCAAGGCUUUCCAGCUAAGAACUGCUCACUCAGCUAUUGAGGCAUUGAUACUACCACAGUUAGUUGCUGAUAAAGCAUGUUGGAGAAUGUGAAAACAUAUUGAUCAUUACAUUACACUUAACAUUGUAAGGGUUGUGACUAAACAAGAAAAAAAUAUUUGGCUAAUAGUAAUAAUAUUAUACAAGUCUUUUGUACAUAAUGUUAUAUUUAUAUUUUAAUAAACCAGUUUUUACAGGUUAAUGGGAAUAGUUUGUUGAUUUUAAGCUGAGGUUGGUCUUGUAGCAAGAUGAGACAGCAACAGUUAGAGAUAGAAAGUGAUUUGUCACAUUUUCACUGUUCAGUGUAUGUAUGUACGUACAUGCGUGCAUACUGAAAUUGAAGAUUUAAAAAAAAAAAAUUUUUUUAUGCUCACUUGCUGCAGAUACUAUUGAUGGAAUCCAUACAAUCGCAUAUUUCUAUCAAAUAUUUUUUUGUUCUGCUCGUAAUAUUUUCGAUAAAUGUUUUUGUUUAAAUUCAUAAAUUGGAAUAUGUAUCUUAAUAUUUGAUAAGAUAUCUUUAUUUUAUUUUGUUAUAGCCGUGUUCAGAUCUGUCAUAUUGCAGUUUUGUAAUUUUCCCAUUAUAAUGCAUUCAGCAUGCCCUUUUUUUGCAGUCAGAACUACACUUUUAUAUGGUUAAACUAGUUACGUGAGGAUUUGAUAGCAUUUUGAUAAAAUAUUUUUUUUUUUUUUAAAUAAAUUACAUCUUAAAAUGCCUUAAAUUUUAUCUCACUAAUAGUGAUAAAAUAUUUACUUCAAGUAUAGCAAUUAACUGCAAUUUACAUCAUUUAUUUUGGUUACCACAUGACCUAUUUUUAUAAUUCUCAUUUUUCAAAACUGUGUAAAACUGGUACAAUGUUGGUAUUUUUUUUAUGUAAACUAUGUGUCAGGAAAGACUGUCCGAUCUUGGAAUUUUGCCUAGAGAAAAUGCUAUUGCCCAAAAGUUAAAUUAUCCAGACUUGAUAAAAAAAAUUUGCAGGCGCUGAAAAGUGACUAUCUAGGUAUUUUUUAAAAAUAUUUUUACUACAUACUCAUUUGAUUUGAUUAAUGUUUGCAUGGAACACAGAAUAAAUAAAAGUUUACAUAAUAUUGUAAAGGAACAUUUAGGAAUUCCUGAACAAAUUCUGGCUCUCGUUCCUGAGAUAGUGGUUUUGAAAACACAAUUUAGAGAUUUUCCAAUACUUACACGUGUUAAUGCCUAUUACAUAAUUGGUUUUUAAAUUUUAUAUGAAAGAUUACGUAAAUGAUUCUCAAAAGUAUUCAGUAUAGAUUAAAGCAUUGGCCAUUCACAAAGAUUGGCGGUAUCUUUGUUGAACUAUGUAACUUUUUAAUUUUGGUUUUUCAUUCACUCUUUCUGAUACUAUAUUGAAAUUGUCUUCUUAACUGAUAUGAAAUCCUGAAGUUUUACCAAUGAGUUGUGUAACUGAUAUACAUUUCUACUUAAUUCAGUAUAAUAUAUAUUGAAUAGGCUAAAUUUAAAGUAUGUUCUUAUUUGGUCUUGUAGCCAUAGAGUAUGUACUUUGGUUUUUCUUGUCUACAUUUCCUUUUAUCAUACCAAAAUAACAUCAUAAUGUAAAAAAAAACUCCUGAAAAGAUGUCUGAUAUAUCACACUUGCAUAAAAAAUAUAAGUAUAUUUACCUCUGAACACAUGUGUAUUGCUCACCUUAUAAAUCGUGAAAUUGCUAUUGCUGAAAAUUCAAUUUCAAUGGAUUAGUUAAUGUUACAACUAAUAGGUAUGUACACAUUUCUUUUAACUCUCCCAUAUUUUUAUAAACUUUAAUUUAAUGAUGGAAUUUCAUAAGAAUUUUUAAAAUAUCUUUAAUUUUUUUUAUAGAAAUAUAAUUUUUCAACAUAUUAGGUUGAUCAUUUUUAGUUUCAUGUUUUGUGUAGAUUUUAUUUGUUCUGCCUACACACACACAGAAAAUGUUUCACACUCCUGUAACAGCUUGUAACAUUACAAGUUGAAUUUUAUAAAUGUUUUCAUUAAACAAGAAACUGUAGUUCAUUUGAUGUUUAUAGCCCAUCCCAUCAUAAAUGUGUACUUCUGAAUGCACAUUGGUGGCCUUGUUUUAACUAUAUACAACCAGGUUUGUUAGCUAAUGUUUUAUGUUUUCAAGAUUAAUAUAAUAAUAAGCAGCAGCAACAUAAGUCGUGUCAGUUUACAUAUGUAAUGUAUUACUGUUGUUGAACAUGUUAAAGUUUGUGAGUUAAGUAUGUUGUUUACUUGGUUCUCGGUUUAUUAGAGGCCAUUUCGGCAAAAAAUACCCUGCAAUUAACAGAUGUUUAUUAGUAACAAGUGUUAGUAUUGCAAUGCAUUCAACCAUUUUUUUUUUUUUUGUGAUAUAACUUUUUUCCUAACUAGCAAGUACCUUAAAAUUGUAAUGGCUGGCCGAUUCUGCUUACUAAAAUAUUGCUGAAACUUGGUGUUAGCUUGUUUGUUUCGGUGUUGGCCAACCUGAGGUGUGGGGCCCGCACUGAAGUUCGUCCUGUUCGUAGGGCCGUAGGUGAUUGUCUUGGCGUCGCGUGUACAGUGUAAACAAACCAACGUGUGUGUUAAAGGCUGUGGUUUACAUGCAUUCUUUUAAGGACAGUUGUUUUCUCCGUUUUACCAGUUUUUAAUUGUGACCCGUUGUUGCGAGUGAAGUGGGGGGUACAAAGAUUGUUGAUGGAUUUUCAUUGUUUGUUAAGACUGAUAGUGUGUAAAGUUGUUAGCGAAUGGGGUUCUUGUAACCGAAAGAAGUCUUUGCGCUACCACAUUCUGACAGUCCACCUCCUGGCCGAGAUUAGCGAGAGAGAUUUAAGUUUUGUCAUGCGUGGAUGUAAACAAAGUAACAAAAAAUGAUCCUAGUUUGUGCACACCUCUAAGCCUGUUCUUUUACUUUAGCGGUAAAUAACAGUUUUUUUUUUUUUGCUUUAUUAAAUUUUUUUUUUUAACAUAUUUUUUGCUUAGCUUUUAAGUUUAUAACCAGUUUUCAAUAAACUAUCAUAGGCUUUCCCUCUGUCUUUGCUGAAAUCUUUCCUCCCCUUUAAUAUAAAAACAUACAACACUUGUUCUUGUACACACAUUUACAUCCUCUCCAUAUGCCAGCAACACCUGCGGUGUUACCUCAAAAAAAUGUUUGCAGUGAUGAUGGGAGGUUUAAGCAACGAACAUAUUUUCUUUAUAAUAACCCAGUGUUCCUAUUUUAGACUGAUAAAAGUUUUUCUAUGUUCUUAUCUGUACAGCAUUUUUUUUUAACUGCUUUUUUGAUGAAGCUGAGUUAAUUAUCACUGAAUAAUUAAUGUGAUGCACGCCCAUAAUUUAUUUGAAGCAAUCAAUGUAGGCACGUGGUCCAUAUAGGUAAACAUCUGAAAAGUUUUUUAUUCAUUUAUUAUUGACUUUAUGGCACAUUUAAAGUGUUUAGUCUUCUCUUACACGUAACCAAUUUGCCCUACUACACAAAGCUCAUGAAUACUAAAUCUAAUUUAUCCAAACUAAUAAACAAUAAAGAGCUGAUAUGAUGUGCCUCAGGAAUAAAUUAACUUGGCUGUGGUUCUGUAAUCAUUGGCGACAUUUAAUUAUGUGUUUUGCAACCUUAUGUUUGCAAGAGUUUUUGAGCCUCGCAACUCUGAAGGUAGCCUUGCAAGAUGUAGAAGUAAUCCAGGUUCCAAAACAUCCAUAGCUACCUUGCAUUAUUUAAUAUAUUGCGAGCUUCUGGAUUGGUGACGAAGGUGACUGUCUGUGACAAAGCUUCUUGACGUUUCAUUGUUGUUGAAUUUGCAUUAUGUGCUGUGGUGUUAGCUAUUUACCUGUUCAUCUCUUGUACAGUUUCUUUCACUGUCAUUGUCAAAUAUAUUUUUUUCCCGUGAAUUGCUAGUAGCUCAAAUGAAAAUGUUUGGGUAGUUUAGUUUAUUUAUUUUAAAUAAUUACGUAAAAUGUUUGAAGGAAUUGGUAUGUGUGUGUGCGUGUAUGUGCUUGUUAAAGUUUUGUGACUGCUGCUUUAAGCAAGUUACUUGUUAGUUUGUGUUGAUCUGUUACAUUAAAUUUUAUAGAGUAAACUGAUCACUAGUUGAUAUAAUGCAUGACUUAUAACUUAUAACUUCUAACUUCUAUCUUUCUGUAAGUGUUGUUGGAAGUCAUUGUACAGAUGUGGAAGGUAUUUAUCUUAAAGUUGUUUUGAAACUGGUGUGUUGUAACCUAUUGCUAACUAAAAUUUAUGUUGCUUGAAUGCCAUUUUGAGGCUAAGUAAUAACUUCUUUUUUUUUUUUUUGAAAUUUUUGUACUUAGAUAAAUAUUAGUUUUUAGUUAUUGAAUUUUGUGUAUAUGUUAUUCUACUAAGAAAUUAAGUUGAAAGUAUUACAAAAUACUUUAUAUUAUGUAAUUAUAUGAAAUUAGGUAACAAGUUUGGCAGCUGAAUGUUUUUCUUACUUUCACUUUUUUUGGUUAGUGUUAGAUUGACACUUUUUGGACUUAGGAGUGUUACUUUUAUCAAAAGCUGUUUCCUUUUGAUGGUGACUACAUGCCAUCUUUAUUUUUAUAAAGUUGGUACACUGCAGGAAACUCGAAGUAUUUUGGGUAUUUAUAGAGAAGCUCAUAAUACUAACUGUGUGCCUGAUGAAAUAUGUUGAUAAAUUAAAUUA
Bacillus rossius redtenbacheri is the source of this 8870-nucleotide messenger RNA. RefSeq lists its product as uncharacterized. Lineage: Eukaryota; Metazoa; Arthropoda; Insecta; Phasmatodea; Bacillidae. The record is from RefSeq and is a predicted model, not a curated record. The coding region runs from base 364 to 1785 and encodes 473 amino acids. Gene Ontology annotation, molecular function: actin binding. The transcript has 8 exons.